AGUGAAAACAUUUUCUUGGACUCUCAAUUAGAAGCAAAACUUUCUAAUUUCCGUACCGUUAAUGAUUCACCAAUUUUCAUGAAAUCAAUUACUAAGCAAACAGAUUCAAGGUGGACUCCUCCUGAGAAAUUUCGAGGUGAAAAUUAUACUGCUGCUAGUGAAAUUUAUAGGUAAUUAUUUAUCUUUUUAAAAAUAAAUCUAUAUAUUUAUAAUUUAGUAAAUUUAACAUCUUUUUCUUGUUUUUCUUGUUUAGUUUUUCUUUAGUUCUUUGGGAAAUCAUUAAUCAUAAAAUACCAUAUCAUGAUGAUACAAAUAUUAAUCAAAUUAAAACCAAAGUUCUUAUUGGAAUAAAUCCACAACCUGAAGCAACUGUUGGUACUCCAAUCGAAUAUCAAAAUAUAAUGAAACAAGGAUGGGAUUUAUCCUCAAAACAACGUCCUAAUGUUGAUUAUAUGUGUGAUAUAUUAAAAAGAUUAGUAACAAUAGAAAAAUAUUGGCCAGAUGAAAUAUCUAGAGUUACUGAUGUUAAUGAUGUUAAGAAUAAUUUUCUUUCUCCAAAUUCUGCAAUUAGAGGUGAUGAUGCUUCUUCAAUUCAUACAAAUUGUUCAACGGAUGGUGAUUAUAUCUCUCCUGCUGGUUUAACUAUUACUGCACCAACACAUCUUGAAAAACGUAAAGGCCUUGAUAAACUUAAUCCUUUCCAAAAACAGUUGGAUUUUGAUGAAGCGAUUAAUUUACAUAAUGAAAAAAAUUACAAUAAAGCAUGGAAAAUAUUUAAAGAAAUUGAGAAAAGAAAUCAAUCUCCAGAAGCAAAAUUUUGGGUAGGACUUUAUUAUCUUAAGGGUUAUCAUGAUAAAGGAAGUAAUGGUAAAGCAGAUCCAAGAGCAAGUAAAUAUUUAUAUCAGGCUGCGAAAGAAGGUCAUCCUGAUGCUCAAUAUUGGUACUCUAUUUCAAUAUUAAAUUAUGGUUUGAUAGCUAAAGAACAAAAAGAUGAAGAACAAUUUAAAGUCGCAAACGAUUUUUUACGUAAAGCUGCAGAUCAAAAUCAUUAUUAUGCUUUGAAAAAAUUAGGAAGUAUUAUAAGGAAAGGAGAAUAUGGUAAUAUUAGUAAUACCAAACUUGGAAAUGAUAUGAUUAGAAGAGCUCGUACUCUAGUUUCUAAAUCAUCACUUGAAACUGGUGUUAGACCAUCAUUUGAUAUCAGACCAUCCGAUAAAUUAGCACGCCAUAGUACUGUUAAUUAAUAGUAUAUCAAAAUAUUUGAAAUAUUUAUAUUUUUAAAAUAAUUUUAUUAUACAUUAUAUUAUAUAUUUAAAUUAUAACUUUAUAUAUAAAAAAGUCAAAAUAAAUAAACGAAUAUCAUAUUUUUGCAUAAAGUACA
This is a messenger RNA of Rhizophagus irregularis DAOM 181602=DAOM 197198, 1381 nucleotides long. The record is from RefSeq and is a predicted model, not a curated record. NCBI's taxonomy places the organism in Eukaryota, Fungi, Glomeromycota, Glomeromycetes, Glomerales, Glomeraceae.